Messenger RNA from Porites lobata, 553 nucleotides. Lineage: Eukaryota; Metazoa; Cnidaria; Anthozoa; Scleractinia; Poritidae. The record is from the annotation of a GenBank genome assembly.
AUGGAUGUUCGUCUCCGAAAUUGUCAGAGCGUUAGAACUUUAAUCGUUUAUCGACCGCCUAACAACACGUCGUGUGCCCUGUUUUUUGAGGAAUUUUCUAGACUGCCAGAAAAUGUUUUAUCUGAGACCUCCGCUAGCCUAAUGAUUACUGGGGAUCUAAAUUUUCAUAUGGAAAAUUCUAACAACGCCCAUACUAGGCAGUUCUUUUGAAAUUCUUGAAACCUUUGAUCUCAAACAGAAUGUCUCUUCGGCUACUCACGCAAGUGGCCACACCCUAGAUCUGCUAAUAACAAGAUUAAAUGAGGAAAUUGUAAGGAACGUUAAGAUCCAUGACCCAAUGAUCUCUGAUCUCCUUGCAGUAUUUUGUAAUUUAUCUCUCAAAAAACCUCAGUUCAGGAAGAAAGUUAUCAGCACUCGAAAACUGCGCUCCUUGGAUACUGACUCCUUUUACGAGGAUGUUCGUAAUUCUUCUUUGGUUCAAGAACAACCCACUGACUUGGAUAGUGCAGUUGAUCAAUAUGAUCAUGGUCUUCGAAUGCUUUUGGACCAAUAC